This is a messenger RNA of Penaeus monodon (black tiger shrimp), 6864 nucleotides long. RefSeq names its product serine/arginine repetitive matrix protein 2-like. Gene Ontology annotation, molecular function: protein serine/threonine kinase activity; ATP binding. The transcript has 10 exons. The record is from RefSeq and is a predicted model, not a curated record. Gene Ontology annotation, biological process: positive regulation of apoptotic process; protein phosphorylation; intracellular signal transduction. NCBI's taxonomy places the organism in Eukaryota, Metazoa, Arthropoda, Malacostraca, Decapoda, Penaeidae. Bases 824 to 5296 code for a protein of 1490 amino acids. Gene Ontology annotation, cellular component: nucleus.
AGUGGCGGAGCCGUAGUGCCGGUGGAGGGUCGUGGCAUCGGGUGCCAUGCCCAAGAACGGCGCCUCCCGUGUCGCUUGGUCGUGGUGACUACGAAACAAGGUCGUUCUUAGUCGUCCCGAGGGCUUAGUCAGCCUCAGGUAGUUGCGGUGACCUGGCCUAACCCGAGUGGUUAGGAUCUCGGACCCUGUGGUCAGCCGCGUGACCUCCUGCGCGAAUUCGGAUGACCUUAAAAUGAUUCUUCUUGAUGUUUUCGAUUUCUCUCUUCGGCCCUUGGCUAACUGAGCCUCAAAUAGAGUGGACUGACUCUGAACUGAAGGCCCGUGCGAAGUGAAAUGCACGAGAGAACAAAGAGACUCGAGAAGCAGGACUGAACUGGGAGCAAAGAAAGCUCACAAGGUUUAUAUUAGGGAGAGAGAGAGAGAGGGAAGAAUAAAAGAGACAGAGAUUAAGAGAGAGAAGAAACACAUAGAUGAGAUAAGAAUAAUAAUAGACAAAAGGAAAAAAAAGAGAUAGAGCCAGAGAAAAACUAAAAUCACACAUGUAUUAUGAACAUGUGAUCUCAAAAUCCCUCGACUGUCGACCAGUUCGCGUGUACAGUCUUCCCAAAGUGUUGAACUUAAAUCAAUAACCGAGUUUUGUGAAUACGUUGCAUCCUGUGUCUAUCUGUAAGCGAGCGACCGCCACUUCGAAGUCUGCAUCGACGGGAAAUCGUACUCCAAGAUUUCUCGAACUUGAAGGGUGUAUAUAUAUAUAUUUUUUUUUUGAACGACCGCUCGCGUCUGUAGUUUCAUCCGGAAUAAAAGUUUCUCCAAGACCGCCAAAAUGCCUCAGAAACCCAGAAGAAAGAGAAAGAUGAUCGUCGUGGACGAGCGAGAGCCAGUCGGAGAGCUCCCUCCGCCUUUCCCUCCCCGGAACGUGGAGGUCAAGGAGGACGUGGACAUGCGGAAGUACUAUGACCUCAAGAAGGAGAUUGGGAGGGGGAGAUUCGGCACCGUGUACCUGGUAACGGACAAAACGACCGGGCAGAAAUUCGCCGCCAAGUUCGUCAACACGAAGCGAAACCAAGAUCGAGCCAAUGUCGAGCGCGAGGUCGAGAUUAUGAAGCUUCUGAACGCAGAGCGCCCGCACCCUAGACUCAUCCAGCUCUACGAUGCUUUUGACAUGGAUAAAGAGAUGUGUCUGGUGCUCGAGGUUGUGGAUGGCGGCGAACUGUUCGAACGUGUGAUCGACGACGACUUCGUCUUGACGGAGAAAGCUUGUGCCAUAUUCAUGCGUCAGGUUUGCGAGGCAGUUGAGUUUAUUCACUCGAAAAAUAUUCUACAUCUCGAUAUGAAGCCCGAGAACAUCCUGUGCCUGUCUCGCGAGGGCAACCGCAUCAAGAUCUGCGACUUCGGUCUGGCGCGAAAGUACGACCCCCGCAAGAAGCUCCAGGUUCUCUUCGGAACGCCCGAGUUCGUGGCUCCGGAGGUCGUCAAUUUCGAGCCUAUCAGCUUCGGAACCGACAUGUGGAGCGUCGGAGUCAUUUCUUAUGUGCUGUUAUCCGGUCUGUCGCCAUUUAUGGGUCACAAUUACGUCGAGACGAUGACGAACGUGACUCACAACAAAUACGACUUUUCGGACGAAGCCUUCAAUUGCGUUUCGGACGACGCCAAGGAUUUCAUCGAGAAGCUUCUGGUGUUAGAUAAAAGUUUGCGGCUGACACCAGCACAGUGCCAACGUCACCCUUGGCUGAAGGCUCCGCCCAAUACCACCCUCAAGAGGAGCAUCCAAGGCGCGUCGGAGGAGGAGUCCGAGGAGGAGACGGAGACGGAGACGGAGACGGAGUCAGAGGACGAGGACCUGACGGAGGUGGUGAGCAUCGAGGAGAAGCUGGUCAAGGAGGACCAGGAGAACGAGAAGUGUCGCAGGAAGAAGCAGGAGGAGGAGGAGCUUCUCAUCCAGGCGAAGAAGAAGGAGAGGGAGGAGGAGGAGGAGGAGAGGAGGAGGCAAGAGGAGGCCAGGAAGAAGGAGCAAGAGGAGCUGGAGAGACAAGCAGCCGCCAGGAAGCAACAAGAAGAACGAGAGAGACUGAAGAAAGAAGAAUUGGAAAGGCAGGCGGAGAGAAAGAGGAAGGAGGAGGAAGAAAGAAGAGCCCAGGCGAGAAAGAAGGAAGAGGAAGAGAGACAAGCUCAAGCGAGGAAGAAAAAGGAAGAAGAAGAGAGAAAGAGGAAAGAAAAAGAAGAAGAAGAGAGAAAGAAAAAGGAGAAAGAAGAAGAGGAAAGAAUAAAAAGAGAGAAGGAGGAGCAGGAGAGAAAGAAGAAGAAAGAAGAUGAGGCCAGGAAGCAGGUGAAGAGGAAGGAGGAGGAGGAGCUGGAGCGGACGAAGAAGAACCUGAAGGAGUUCGUCGAGAGGUGGAACUCGCACCCGAACUCGCCCUACCUCAUCGGGACGCCCUUGACGCAGCUGCCUCCGGAGCUGCAGAGGAUCGCCCGGGAGGAAGGGUGGAGCUCGAGAGCCUCCUUCUCGUCCGUCAUCGUCGCCCCCCCUUCGCCCCCUCCAGGAGAGCUCUCGGACGACGAGGACGACGACGACGACGACCUUGAUCUUAGCAGCAAAGACGAGUUCUCACACUACACGUUCGAGCAGAGGCAGCCCUCGCCAAGACGGCUGGCGAGUCAGUUGGAAGUGAAACUCUCGCAGCUGAAGGAGGGCAGCGACGGAGGAAAGGAUAAAGAUCAGGACAAAGCAGGCGUGGAAAACGGAAAGAUCACCAAGAAAGCCAGCGAAACCCUGCCCUCAGAUAAGUACAAGAAGGAGGAUAACGAUAAGCUCUCAGUGUCCAAACCGGAAACAAAGAACGGAAAACUCGAAAAGGAAAGAUCCAAAACCCCUGAAAUUACGAAGAAAGAAAACGAGAAAAACAAGAAAACGGAGGAGACGCAGGAGACUGUCGUGAAAUCAAAGGACGGCGAGAAACCGGCCGGCGGUUUGCAGAAAUGUAGCAGCACCGUGUUCCUGGACGACCCCAAGAAGGCCUACCAAGAGUACCAGAAGAUGGUUAACGAAGCAAUCAAGAAGAAGCAGGAGGAGAAGAAAGCUCUUGAGGAGAGAAUCAAGGCGAGGCAAGAGGAGCUGGAGAGAGAGGCUUCUAAGGAUUAUGACUGGAGAAAGACCAAAGACAAGAAGGACUCAGCGGAGACCAAGAAGACCUCGAACUACCUGAAGACGAAGGAGACCACGAACGGUGCCGAUGAAAAACGUUCCCGUGGAUCGAAAUCGCCCGUGUCAGUGUACUCGAGCACGAAAGCGACAAACGAACAGCUGGAUGAUCACAAGCAAGCCUACGAAGACUACAAGAGAAGGGUCAGUAAGUCGGAGAAAGAUGCCAAGAAGAACGAAGACGCAGGGAAAGCGAAGCCAAGAGAGCCUCUCAGACGGCCGGAAAUCAUCGCGCUUCAGAAUGAGGAGCUGGGAGGAAGCACAGCCAGACAGAGGAAGAAGUCCCUCUCUCGCCUGGACACCGGGGAUUCCCUGUCCGAUCGAAGUUCUCGUGGAUCGACGCCCAAAUCGCCGGGAUUGGAUGGCGCCACGUCCCCCAAGUAUGACUUCGAUCUGGAAGCUGGUCGGUCCAGGAGCUCAACGCCCACAAAACAGCUCAAGAAGCAGCCCUCGAGAGACGUCCCCCUCCAGGCUAAGAAUGCCGAUCAGGAGGAGCGUCCGGGAACACCUGUGAGGCAGAAACCGUCGCGCGAUGUGCCGAUGCCGUACAUCACAGUGGAAGGAGAGGAAAGAUACUCCAGACCGAGAAGGGGAUCCCGGGACAUAACGCCAGACAGCCCCCUUCCACCCCAUCGCAAAAUUUCAACAGAAGAACGACCGCCAUCCAGGGAGUCGCGUCCUGGAACACCACUGUCACACCGAAGACCCUCUAGAGACGUCAACAUCAGCAGUGGUCAGCUGGAUCGCCUUGUUCAAGCAAGUGGGUUGGACAGUCCAGAGUUAACAGCAGACCAACCGCAAAUGUGGCCUGACCUGAUUGUAUGUCCACAAGGGCAAGAUGAUGAAGAGUGUCAGGACUACAAGGAUUCUUUGGAUGUCCCCAUUGCAACCUUGAUGAAAAGUCCAAGUGGGACACUACGUCAGGUUCCAGAAGUAACAAUUUUGCAGACAGACAAAAGCAACACCUCAGAAAAUAAGAAUCUCGACUCUGAGGGGAAUUCUAGCGACCCAACUUACGUUCCAAGUAACAAGCUUGUGGCCUGGAUCCUUGAUAUUGGCAAUGUCCAGAAUCAGCGCCAGGCUCCCUUCUCCACCUCUGACCGUGUGUCUCAGUGGGAGGGAAAGGAACCCUCGCCCAAACCAGGUGAGAGAUCCCCAAGAGAGAAGUCACCCAGACUCAGAACCAGAUCGCCUGUUCCAAGUGAUAAACACAGAGACAAAUCUCCUGCACCGACUCGAACACCCUUCUUGUGUCCGCUGUCACGAGAGCCUUCUUCAGUAAGUCUGAAGAGCUCAGGGUCUUCUGAAAAUGCUUGCAUCCAGACACCCUGGGGAGAGCUCAAGCGGUCGCCCUCUCGAAGCACACUCUCAAAAUCACCGUCCUUUGAGGUUCCUUCUAACAAGGCAAAGGAUGGCACUGAUACUGGAAAUGGAGGCUUUGAUGACCACAUGUCUGUUGGAAGCUCAACGAGAUCCCCGUCACCACGUUUAUAUUCGAAGUUCCAUAAACAAGACUCAAUGGAAAUUCCAGAGAGGAAAGACUCCCUUACUUCCCCAAGGUUAACGGGUGAACUGCCUCCAAAACCUCCAGAAAAGGCGCAUAGAAGCUCAAAAGAAGAAAACCUGAACAUCAGAAGCCCAGCCAAGAAGGACGACUGGAAGAGUGCUACUCUACCUAGACAGGCGAAGCUCGCCAAGCAGGGAUCCACGGACAACCUUAAGAAUUAUUCAACAGAAAAGAGGUCGUCUCUCUUAGCCGUAGAGGCAGGCAACACGGACAGCCUGAAGAGAAAGAGCAAGUUUCCUCCUUCUCCCAACCAGAAGCGGAAGUUGGGCAGCUGCCUCCUUUUCUCAGCCCAGGAUCGAAUAUCACAGUUCGAAAACAAACAGCCGUCAGGCAGGCCUCCUCAGCGGCCAAUCACUCGCACACGCAGUAGCAUGGUGUUCACCUCAACCGCUCAGGAGAAUGGGUUGGAAAACCGAUUGUCCUGUGACAUGAACAAGAAUGCCCUCACCUCAUCCCUAAACUCGUCUUACACCCCCACUCGUCGUCCUCCUCCCGUUGGUCCACAGCGUUCCCCGACCUUCACCUACUAGUUCUCCAACCCUGCUGCUGCCCAUUUUAAGGUUGCUGCUCCUGGCGGUCACCAAUGGCACCCUCACCAGUGCCUCGAAAACCUCGCUAAAGACGGACACUGUGCCUCGAGAGGUCGCAUGGCUUGUGACAUGAGAGGAAAUAUUCAUAGUGCGGAAGUUUCGUCGUUUGCGCCACCUACGGCCAGUGGUCGCCGUGGGACUCUGACUUGUAAAGCGGUAAAGUUGAGCGUCACAAAUACAUGGACACUAGUUACAUCACCACUACCACCACCACAGUAAACAACGACACUAGUCACGUAGUGGUUAGUCAGCACACAGCCAAAGCAAAGCUAACCUCUCUACUCCUCCCCUGAUCUCACACCAGCUGUCGCAUGACACCCGAGCAGUGCCGCAAACACAGCUGGAUCUGCAACCUCGGGGGGCAGCCGAAGGCCGAGCUCAACAAGAGGAACCUGCGGCAGUAUGUGAGUCGAAGACGGUGGCACACCGCUGUUCAUACGGUCACCGCUCUCCGACGCAUGGGGGCAAACCUAUCUGAGAGGAGGGAACCCACCAACCAAGAGUUUACCAAGACGAAGAGCAGCACAGAACUAUGUGGUCUAGAGAAAGAGUUCCUUUCGUCCUCGGGUUUUAGCCAUUCCAGGAGUGCCAACGAAUUGCAGAGUCUGGAAUCGCCGACGAUAGAAGCUCCAUCGCGCCUCGCCCCGGUGGCUGAGAAGGAGACUGAGGGCUCACCUCUCAGUUUGGGAAAUUCAGAAAGGCGGCAGAAGACUCAACCAAGAUCAGGUUGUAAAAAUUCCAAAGCCAUUAAUAACAAAGAUCCACCAACUGUACAGCCAAGCCAAGAGCAAAAGAAAAGAGAAGUGCUUUACAUAGAAGCAGAGGAGGCAUUGCGGCGAAUGGCAGGUCAGAUUCCAUCAUCAGAGACGUCUAACUCGGUCUGUUCGGAUGACCACAGGCAAACGAAGCAGGGAAGGAACGAAUCUCCCCAGUCCAAAGACGCUCCCACAUCCAUCAAACAGCGUCGUGAAAAACCGCCCUCACAGCCUGUCCCACGUAGGCCCACGUCAGUCACAUCCUCAACUCGCGUCCUGCCGGUGUUGGAGCUGGCCCGAAGGAGGUCCUCCGGCAUGACCAUCCAGUAUCCGUCGACCAUCAGCAAGCCACGCCUGGAAGCGGUCGAACAAGCGAAGGUCGGACCGCGAUCGCUCGUCGACCAGUUGCUGGGGCAGUUCAAGGGGAUGCAGUCGUUCUCCUUCGCCGAACUGAGGACAACCAAGGGCACGGCCACCCUAGCGAGCGCCGUGGUCAGCAAGCCAGUCUUCCAGUUCCGCAAGGGCCGUCCCAUCAACAGCGGCGCCGUGCUGGAGAUCGCCAAGAAGUUCAUGGGCUUCGAGUGAGGCAACGACACGCGGGGAAAUCUUGCCCUUCCGGUGUAAAAGGAAAACUGAGUGUUACCCAAAUGGCUUCGACUGAGCUUGAAUGUUCUGUGACGAACGAAGAAAAAAAGACAGUGUGAUGGAAACGAAUCAAACAAAAGCGAUGGACACGGCAAAAAAAAAAAAAAA